This is a messenger RNA of Lagopus muta (rock ptarmigan), 3251 nucleotides long. RefSeq names its product tapasin-related protein-like. The record is from RefSeq and is a predicted model, not a curated record. The coding region runs from base 2 to 1459 and encodes 485 amino acids. Lineage: Eukaryota; Metazoa; Chordata; Aves; Galliformes; Phasianidae. The transcript is spliced from 7 exons.
CAUGGUGCUUCUGGCAGCCUGGGGCAGGGCCUGGUUCCAGCUAGGCUUUCCGAGCAUUUUGGCCUGCAGAAGACCCCUCCUUAGGGGCAGUAUGAUCCUGGGGCUAAUCCUGUGCUGCUGCAUGCUGGCUGUGCUGGCAGGGACAGUGGAAGGCCCCACACCAGUGCCUGAGAUCCGCAGGGUGGAUGUUGUCCUUGGCUGCUCCUACGUGGGGGAAGGAGGAUUGCCAAGAGCCUUUGGUGGCUCCCAGCAUCCAGCUACCCUGGUGCUGAGGGGACUCAGCGUCACAGAUGAUGGCACCCUGAGAGAUGUAACCGACUAUGAGAUCCUACAGGAAGACCACAGCUCCUCUGCUCCCAUCAUCUUUGAAGCCUCAGCACAGCUAGUGUCCAUCCCGUACGCAGAUGCCCUGCUGCAUGUGGAUUGCAGUGGGGAGGAGGUGAGCUGUGAGCUUUCCCCAUAUAAUUUUCAGCAAGAGGGCAAUGGUCUCUGCCCUGCCUCCUGGUUCCUAGCCACCAUUCGGCUCUCCAGCGGGAUCAGCAUUGCCCUGCUGCUCAGAGGAUCCAGCUGCAGCAGCCAGAAGGACUGGGGACACGAUGUGACACUGCACCCAAAGCUGAAGAUUCCAAUGAGCAAGGAGGGGACUCUGCUGACUACAGUGGAAUUUCAAUCAUCAUCAAACAACACUUCCCUGCGCACACGUCUUGGCAGCUCCAUCACCCUUGACUGCCACUUUGCCUUGGCUCCCGGCUUCCUACUGUCCUCCCUGGAGUGGAGGAGGCAGCACCGAGGCAGUGGUCGCAGCCUUUUCCAAUACCAUGUGGGGAAUGCAGGCCCGACAGUGCAGCCAAAAUUCCACGUAGAUGUGGAGCAGCUGCUGAGGAAUGGGGAUGCAUCGCUUACCUUGCAGGAAGCAACUGUGGAUGAUGAGGGGAUGUACAUCUGCUUGGUGUCCACAGCACAGCACCAAGUCCAACACAAUAUCCAGUUGCUGGUGGCUGAGCCCCCAAGAGUUCGUGUGUUCCCAACAGAGGUGUCAUUCAAGAGAGAUGAAACCAUUACUCUGACCUGCAACAUUGCUGGCUAUUACCCCCCGGACAUCUCGGUGAGCUGGACACAGAAGAGUCCUGAGGAUGCAGUAGAAAUCAGUCUCUCAAACACACGCUUCUCCAGUCACCGGCAAAGCCAAGAUGGCACCUACAGCAUCACCUCCUACCUCAGCGUCACGUCAGCCACAGCACAGGCUCCAGCCACAUACACCUGCCAUGUUUCACAUGUGGCUCUGGAGGCACCCAUCUCCAUCAGCACCCAUCUGAAGGCACCAGAACACACAGAAUUGGAAGGAUUGGUAGGAGGGGCCAUUGCCACUGCCAUUUUCAUUUCUGUCCUCUUCAUUGUGUUCAGAAGGAAAAGAGCAGCUGAACCAAAGCCAGAGCAACUUCUAACAGCUUCAGAGUAGGAGAACUCUCAUGUCAGCCACCUGCCCUCCACUGUCUCUCUUCUUUUAGAAUCAUAGAAUCAUACAAUACCCUGAGUUGGAAGGGACCCAUAAGGAUCGUUGAGUGCAGCUCCUGGCUCCACACCAGGAACAUCCAAAAAAUCAAACCAUAUAACAGAGCACUGUCAAGACACCUCUUGAAUUCUGGAAGCUUGGGGCUGUGCCCAGUGCCCUGGGACCCUGUUCCACAUCCUUCUCAGGAGAGUCAGUCUUGUCCAAGCACUGACAGAGAUAAUGGUACAGAAGGGGAAGGGCUUACCCAGCUGGAGGAUCUGAGCAACCAUUCAAGAAUGGAGUAUGAGAAGAGAAACAGAAAAGUGUGCUUUCACCUCAGAACAACAUGGACAACCUCAGCUCUGCUGGGAUGCUGCAUAUAGAUAAGUGUUUAUAUUACUGUACAUGUGUGAGUCUGUAUAAAUAGGUGUACAUGUAACUGUAAAUAGUUAUGCAAUGAAUUAACAUACAUUGUAUAUAGAUACAUAGCUGUAGAUGUAUAUAGCUGUAUUUUCUUAAUGUUUUAAGGUAUGAAGGAAUAUACUUAUGUACGUGUGUGUGCAUGUGUUUUAACUGUAGAGCCAGGCAAAUGUGUAGGCAAAAUUGGUUAAUCUUCAAACUGAGCAAGUUGCUUAUAUUGCAAGUCCAGCAGCAGGAACAAGAUGAUGAAAGUUCUCCCAUGGAAAGUUACAACAAAGUUUUUAAUAAAAAAUUGAGAUUUAAGUUUACAAAUUAGAGGUCUGUGGUUCUGCUGUUGUGAAAAAUAUGGAGAAAAUUAAAUGUUUUUAAAAAUAAAUAGAAUUGUGUAUUCAGAUUAGAUGUGGAUGUAUUGCAUUUUCAAAAUAAGGAGUGUUUUUAACUGUAACUAUUAAGCUUAAGUAUUCUUAGAUCAAUUGGCUGAGAUCAUUUGCAUCUCAGCAUCGUAAAAAAUUUGGCUGAGGAAGUGUCUGGUCCAAUUGACAUAGGUAUAUUAGAAUAUUCUGGAAAUCCCAAGAUACUGGAAAAGGAUGUGGUGCCAGCGUUCAGAGAGAAAGCAAGAUGACACAUGUGAGUGUUAGAUGGCAACAACCAUCUACCAGAGAGUGUAAAUCUCAUAGUAUUUCUUCUUUUUUUUUUUUAAAGUUGUGAGAAACAGACCCAACUUCAUUCUUUGAUGAAAUGUUUGGUUGAUAAAAGUACUGGUGCAGAUUUAACAAACCACUGAAUUUGUAAAUCAGCAUGACAUUCUGAAGAGAAAAAUAACAGUUGUAUAUGCAUCACAGUUUGCAUUGUAUAGAUUAGUUACUGCCUAACACAUAAAUUGCAAAGGUUAGAUAUCCAAAAAGCAGCAUUAAUCACUGCCAAAAGUGUGUGCCUCUGCAAGAAGGAAUGGUAAGCCCAGUACUUUUCAGUGCUAGGAGCAGGAGAUACCAUUUAACAUUAUUGUCAAUGGGAGUUGCAAAUGGCAAGUGGACUGAAUCCUUCAGAUCUACAGGGGCCAUGAGAAGUUCAUCUGUUCAUCUGAACAUUACCAAUCAAUACAAGAUGCUCAGUAGUGCUGGUGGCAUUUCCUUGUGUACCAGACCACCACACUGUUCCCAUGCCAUUGAACCAUAAAACUCUGUUAAACCAUCUACAGUACAGGUGCCCACACUUUUUAAAAAUAUGUAUGGAAAUUCUGGAGGUGAUCCAGGGCUAAAUGACCGAUUAGGAAGCUCAGAAAUUCUCUUCUAGGGAAGUGUUUUUGAAACACUGCUCUGAUCUUACUAUGACUGUUUCC